Messenger RNA from Ostrea edulis (European flat oyster), 6185 nucleotides. RefSeq names its product phospholipid-transporting ATPase ABCA3-like. Gene Ontology annotation, molecular function: ATP binding; ABC-type transporter activity; lipid carrier activity. The coding region runs from base 748 to 5883 and encodes 1711 amino acids. Gene Ontology annotation, cellular component: intracellular membrane-bounded organelle; membrane. The record is from RefSeq and is a predicted model, not a curated record. The transcript is spliced from 21 exons. Gene Ontology annotation, biological process: transmembrane transport; lipid transport. Lineage: Eukaryota; Metazoa; Mollusca; Bivalvia; Ostreida; Ostreidae.
AACAACAAACAAACAACACUGUGAUAUGAUGCUUUAAUAUCUUCAAUAUAGAUCUAUACACUUAUUUGUUAAAUUAAUUAAACUUUUUAAAAUCUGAAUGCAACAUGCGGCUUUGAAAUUCACGUAACAUGAACAGACGUCGUCAUGUCUGUCACCGUUACGAUAAUUCACAUGCAAUGUCUAUCAGUCCUUGUGUUAUUUAGAUAAUUCACAUGCAAUGUCUGUAAGUCCUUGUGUUAUUUAGAUAAUUCACAUGCAAUGUCUGUCAGUCCUUGUGUUAUUUACAUAAUUAUGCAAUCUAGUAAACUUAUUCUGUAAGGAAAACAAGUGAACAGAAUCAUACAUUUAUAAAAAUUCCAAGUUAAUCCUUUCGUUUUUCAUAUUAAUGUGAUAUUUGUGCCAAACUUGGUAUUAUAUAGCUUGUAUUAUUGGUCUGCACGUAACUUAACAGAUGAACGUCACACAUGAACAGACAGUCAUUCACGGCUGUUCGGGUUCUAUCUGGAGUGCUAACAGUCGGAAGGUAAAUACGGAUGCAGAUAACACUGGGAAAAGAUUAAAUUAUUAACCUCCAGAUCACAUUUAGACGCACUUAGUAUUGAGAUCAACUCUAUAAAUAGCACAUAACGUCCAGUUCAUUUGACAGUGUCUGUCAAAUGAACAGGGCGAUAUGUGCUAUUCCGAAGAUUUCAGACUCCAUUGUGUAUGAAUUGAGCAGAAAACAAGGAACAACAGAAACUCUCAGCUAUGGUGGCCGGACUAUUGACCCAGUUUCUGCUGUUGACGUGGAAGAACAUUCUUCUUCAGAGGCGGAAAAUUUGUGUGACAGUCUUUGAAAUUGUUCUCCCUUUAGCGUUUCCCAUAUUAUUGAUAGUUAUUAGGAAUCUUGCUGACUUUAAACCGACAUACCAUCCUGCAACUAACUACACGAAGAGCACCUUUUAUAACGGCUACAACUUCCCCCGUAAAAUCCUCUACGCCCCGAAUAGAACUCUGAUAAACAGCAUCAUGAAUAGUACCAAGUACAUCGUGAAAGAAUUGGUAAAUUUCUGUGUCCAUGUUUUAGGGAUGGAGGAGAACGGCUAUUGGAGUAGGCCAGAUAUAGAGCUUAAAGGAUUUGCCAGUGAGGAUCACCUGAUUAAUUAUCUCCGCCGUUCCUACUCGGAUGAAUAUUACGGCUAUUCGUAUGAUUCUGCUGGAAUCGUGUUUGAUCCAUCACACUCGUAUGACUCGGGACUUCCUGAAGACGUCACCUAUUGGAUCCGCAUGGGCGGGGAAUGGAAGACGGAGGACACUUACGCAGAUAAGUCUUUCAACCCCGGGCCGAGUUACGGCGACUCUAAAUACAACAACAUGGGAUUUCUUUCAUUACAAUAUGCGGUAGACUUUGCGGUCAUCAGGCACUAUAAUUCCUCGGCCGUCCUGCCGGAUAUUCGCGUGAAGAGAAUGCCUUACCCGCCCUAUACAGAGUAUGGUUUAGCUACCUUCAUCAGGGUCUCCAUCUCUACCACGACUGUUCUGGGGCUGAUAUUGUGUGCCCUACAGCUGACGAAAGAAAUUGUCUACGAUCGAGAGAAGAAGCUGAAAGAAACGCUGAGAAUGAUGGGAAUGAGUUCCUUCGUUUACUGGUUCUCCUGGUUUUUCAAGGGAUUUAUAUACCUUGCCGUGACGUUCGCCAUCGUCGUUCUUAUAUUUCAAGCUGGAUCCAAUAAGCUGUUUGAGUUUUCUGAUUCCACUUUGCUUUUCGUUUUCUACCUGUCUUACGCAGUGUCUGUAGUGGCGUAUUGUUUUCUGUUCAGCAGUUUUUUCAACAAAGCAAGUACAGCCUCAUAUUUUUGCGGUUUUAUAUUUUUCGUUACUAUCAUUCCCAACUUUGCAAUUGAUUCGAAGUUCGAAGAUAUGACUAGAACUCAGAAGAUGGCAAUAUGCCUGAUAAACAACAUGGCGAUGGCCUUUGGAUUUACGUCAGCAUCUGAAUACGAAAAGAGAGGAAUCGGUGUAAAGUGGAGCAGUUUCACCAAACCGCCCACUGUUGAUGGAACCUUUUCGUUUGGUGACGCCAUUUUGAUGCUAUGGGUGGAUAGCGCCAUCUACUUCUUGAUCACGUGGUACAUAGACGGCGUUAGACCGGGAGAAUUUGGAGUUCCUCAACCAUUUUAUUUUCCUUUCACGAAAACUUACUGGUGUGGCGGGAAACAAAUAAGUAAGGCUACAGACCAGGAAGUAAAACACAACCCAAAGUAUUUUGAAGAUGAGCCAUCUGGACUGGAUAUCGGAAUUAGUAUGAGUCAUUUACGAAAGGUAUUUAAGUCAGGAAUGAAAGAAACUGUUGCCGUGGCCGACACAUCUCUAAACAUUUUUCAAGGGCAGAUAACUGCAUUGUUGGGACACAAUGGCGCUGGGAAAACCACAACCAUGUCUAUGUUGACUGGAUUUAUUCCAUCAACUUCCGGUUCUGCUCGAGUUAACGGGUACGACAUAGAUGAUGACAUCAGAAGUGUUCGUGGAAGUCUAGGCAUGUGUCCACAACAUGAUAUUUUAUUUGACAAUCUGACUGUAAAAGAGCAGUUAGAAUUUUAUUACAAGCUUAAGACAAGUGAUGCAAGAAAGAUAAAUGAAGAUAUCAGAGAUACGCUUAGCCUCUUCAAACUCGAGGGAAAGCAAAAUGAUCUGGCACGAACCUUAUCAGGCGGUCAAAAACGGAAAUUGUCGGUUGCCAUAGCCAUUAUUGGAGACUCAAAGGUAAUUGUGCUGGAUGAACCCACAUCAGGCAUGGAUCCAGGGGCUAGGCGCCAAUUAUGGGAUAUUCUUCAGAGGUUUAAAGAUGGUCGAACUAUCGUGUUGUCGACUCAUUUCAUGGAUGAAGCUGAUGUUCUUGGUGAUCGUAUUGCUAUCAUGGCAGAUGGAGUGGUGAAAUGCUGCGGGUCAUCCAUGUUUCUUAAAAAGCUAUAUGGCACUGGGUAUCACUUGGUGAUGGUGAAGGAACCUCGGUGUGAUGUUUCCAAAUUACUGGAAAUAAUUCAAAUCCACAUUCCUGCAGCUUCUCUAGAUACUGAGGUCGGGGCGGAAUUAUCGUUUCUACUUCCUACGGAAGGAACAUCCAAAUUCGAAGGCCUGUUUACAGAGUUAGAAGAAAAGGGCCCAAAACUUGGAAUCAGUAGCUUCGGAAUGUCGGCAACAACCAUGGAAGAAGUUUUCUUAAGGGUGAAAGAAGAUAAAGGGAGUGACAACGAGGCUUAUGACAAUGGCAUAAGAGAUCAUCACCACGUGCAACUUCACAUGACAGACGGAGCAUCCUUUCAGGAAAAUUCAGAUGAAACAAAUCUUGACAUAGAUUUCAACGAGGGGUUUGUAAAGAACAGUGGAAUAGCAGCUGUAUUCCAACAGUACCGAGGGCUGUUACUGAAAAAAGCAUUGCAUACGUGGCGGAGUCGCGUGAUGAUAUUUUUUCAACUGGCGGUUCCUGUUUUACUGGCGAUUUUUGGCCUUUUGGCUGACAGGUCAUUAACAGAGAUUUCGGACCAUACCGAUCCUCCACUCCAGCUAGAUUUACACCCUUUUCCAAAUUCCAUUACUACAGUCACCCCAGGACCGAAUCCAACGACAUUGGCGAAAAACACAACCCGGGAGUUUGCUAAUUGGUUCAUAAAAAAUGCCUAUCAAGUUUCUGAAUAUGAGAAGACUUCUGAUUUUGAUAUUGAUAGAUUUUGGCUAGAUCGUAAUAAACAGAUUGGGCAAAGAACCUUCAAUUCGAAAUUCGUCAUUGGGUUUGGUUUUGAAGACAAUCAAAUUAUCAGUUACUAUAACGGUGAAGUGAUUCACUCUCUUGGAAUCAGUCUGUCGUACACGAUGAAUUUCCUUCUCAAACUUCACUGUGGACAGUCUAAAAGCAUUAAUACAAUAAAUAAGCCACUUCCACCAAGUGAAGAAUUAAGAAGUUUUUCUCGCAGUUCAGGUUUUGCAACAUUUAAAGGACUUAGUCUCGCCCUUUGUAUUUUGUUUGGACUUUCAUGCUUAGUGGCGUCUUUCAGUGUGUUCCACAUCCGUGAGAAGUCCUCGGGGGCCAAACACUUACAAAAAGUGAGCGGCGUGAGCUCCAGGGUAUUCUGGUUGGCCAAUCUGACAUGGGAUUUUAUCCAUUACCUGAUUCCAAUUUUCCUCAUUCUUAUUUGUUUUGCUGGCUUCCAAAUCAAGGCAUACACGGAGGACAAGAGACUAGGGCUUGUGUUUCUAAGUCUGUGUCUGUUUGGUCUGGCGUCAAUAUCGUGGAUGUAUCUCUUGCAAUUCAUCUUCCGAUCACCUGCAGGCGGUACAGUAGCAAUGAUUAUUAUCAACACAGUGGCUGGAUUAUUUACCUUGCUUAUGGUCACAUUCCUGUAUCCAAUAAAACAGACGAAAAGCACCGCCGAGGACAUGGAUAGCGUGUUUAUGGUCUUUCUCCCGCAUUACUGUUUAGGAAAGAUGUUUACGAACAUCUAUGCCCGAUAUGCAAUGCGAGUACAAUGUCAAACACAAACUUCAUUGACAGAACUGUUAGGUACAACAACGAUUUGUCCCGACAACAACUACUUGGAGUGGGAUUACCCAGGUUGUGGUAAAUACCUGCUCAUGAUGUCAAUCCAGGUUAUCGUGUACCUGGGUUUAGUUCUUCUUUUGGAUAGCGGAAUCAUACAACGUUUUUUGUAUCCAGCUCUUUUUGGUAAUGCAAGCGGAACUGUUAAUUCGGACCCUGACCACAACACUGCACCGGAUUUAGAUGUAGCCGAAGAGGCAAGGAGAGUUACCUCUACUCAGAUGAAUGAUCUUAUGAAUACUGACAAAUUAAUCAUAAAAAAUAUGAAGAAAACGUAUGGCAUCAUUGAUCGCUUUGAUGCAGUUAAGGACAUAAGCGUAGGAAUAUCCGAACAGGAGUGUUUUGGUCUAUUAGGUCAAAAUGGUGCAGGGAAGACGACAACAUUCAAAAUGUUGACGGGCGAUGUGAUGAUUUCCAGCGGUAACGCCUACAUAAAUGGCUUUAGUGUUCAGAGUCAGCUAAGGCAGGUUCACAAGUGCCUUGGGUAUUGUCCCCAGUUUGAUGCGUUGAUUGAAACCUUGACGGGGAGAGAAAUUCUGACCCUAUACGCUAGACUUCGUGGAGUCAGUGAGAGGGAGAUCAGACGAGUUGUCAACGUCCUCAUGGAUGCCGUUACCCUCACUGAGUACGCUGACAAACUGUGUGGAACAUACAGUGGUGGCAACAAGAGAAAGUUGAGCACUGCAAUCGCACUUGUUGGGGAUCCUCCUUUUUUGAUGUUGGAUGAGCCUACUACGGGCGUGGAUCCAGCGGCAAGAAGACUGGUUUGGAACGUCUUGUCUAAAAUCCGGGCCAGUGGACGGACUCUUGUCUUAACAUCACACAGUAUGGAAGAAUGUGAUGCACUUUGCACGAAAAUUGUAAUCAUGGUCAACGGGAAAUUUGUCUGUUUCGGUAGUCCUCAGCACCUAAAGAACAGAUUUGCUCAGGGGUAUACACUAAUAGUGAAACUAGCUCGUGACAACAACGGGUAUGCAAUGGAUUCUGGGCCGUUACGCAAUCACUUGGUUACAGAGUUUCCAGGAACACAAAUAUUCGAUGAUCAGCAGGGCUACCUAGAAUUCAGGAUUCCAAAUCCUACUCUGUCUCUGGCGAAACUGUUCAGAGAAAUGGAGACAACCAAGACGGAAUGUAACGUAGAAGAUUAUUCAGUUCACCAGACGUCCUUAGAGCAGGUGUUUCUAGCGUUCACGAGAGGACAGGUGCCCCCCACGGACAAGAAGAGGAAGUGUCCAUGUUGCUUUUGUUGUCGGGCAGCCCCAGCUUAUCAGGGACAAAUCAUUGGAAUGCCUGCAGGACAAGUUGUAUGAGUACGCUGUCACGAAAUGCAGUGCUACCGCUCUGUAUUGAAGUCGCAUGUAGUUGAAUGGUGACUAUUAUAUCGAUCUGGUACUGUCUUGAGACUAGUUUAAUUAACAUUCUGUUUAUUGGCCAUGCUAUGAACUAAUGUGUUGCUAUUAUGCGAUGUUUCAGCAAUAUUUGUGUUGGUUUUAGAGACUGUUUACAUUUUUAAUUCAUUUUUUUUUAUUUUGCGUGGAAAGCUUUUUGAUGCGUUAUAUUGAUGGAAUAAACUUAUUCUCGGUGCUUUUUUAAUAAAAAGAUCAAUAUUUUG